UUACCAUGACAACCCCAGAUGCUCCUUUUUGGCCCAGAUCAGAUGACCACCCACUCCUCCUUCUCCCCCCCACCCCCAUUCAGGCCAUGAUCUUUCCUAGAGACUGUCCCUGGCCCAUGCAAUGCCUGGCACUGAGCCGAUGCACAGCGUGUGGCAAAUGAGGCUGGAACUGUGAUUCCAGAACUUACCUGGGGUCCUGGAGAACUGGGCUCCAUCCCUGCCUCUGCCGGAACCCCGCUCAACCAGUCAAACUAAACCCUCCACGGCUGGCUCUAGGCUGCAUGAUGCACAUUUCUGGGUGCCCAGCUUCAACUGCCGGAGCCCUGGUUUAUAGAAAGUCUGAGCACAGUGCUGGGAAACUUAUUUUGGGAGCCUGGUUGACAGUUAUGGAUAAAACUCCUACUUGGAGACCUGGAUCCUUGACAGGGAACUCUGAGCUGUGUUUUUCCUUUGGAGUCAUAGCAGAUAUUCAGUAUGCUGAUCUAGAGGAUGGUUAUAACUUCUGGGGGUCCCGGAGGAGAUACUACAGACACAGCCUUAACCUUCUGCAGAGCGCAAUUGAUGAGUGGAAUAAGGAAGACAGUCAACUUGAGUUUGUACUGCAGCUUGGGGAUAUUAUUGAUGGUUUUAAUGCCCAACAUAAAACAUCAGAAAGUGCUCUGAGAAGAGUUAUGAACAAGUUUAAAAAGCUUAGAAUCCCAAUUCAUCACACAUGGGGAAAUCAUGAAUUGUACAACUUUACUAGAGACUAUUUAACACAAUCUGAACUUAACAGCAAGUCUUUAGAAAACCAGAUCUUCCUUGGUUCUGCUGCCAGUGGCCAGGACUCUCCUGGAGCCACUGCUGAAGAACAUUACUAUGCUUAUCAUUUUAGCCCAGUCCCAAAAUUUCGGUUCAUUUUACUUGAUGCUUAUGAUUUAAGUAUCCUUGGGAGGGAUAAAUCCACCCAAAAAUAUCAGGAUUCUUUGAAGCUGCUGAAGGAGAAAAACCCAAAUGAGAAUCUGAAUAGUCCCACAGGUAUUGCACUGCCUGUGAAAGGACUUGCUGAACCACAGUUUGUAGAGUUCAAUGGAGGAUUUAGCAAAGCACAGCUGGAUUGGUUCAAUGAGGUUCUUACAUUCUCUGACACUAAUCAAGAGAAAGUCGUGGUUGUGAGUCACAUUCCGGUUCAUCCAGGUUCUACAGAGAGUGUUUGCCUUGCUUGGAAUUAUAAAGAUGCCCUUUCUGUCAUCCAUUCUCAUCAGUGUGUGGUGUGCUUUCUCGCAGGGCACCUCCAUGAUGGUGGUUAUUAUUUAGAUUCUCAUGGAGUCCACCAUCUUACUUUGGAAGGGAUUGUUGAAACUCCACCAGAGAGCCAUGCCUUUGGAACGAUACACGUCUAUGAUGAUAAACUGGUAUUAAAGGGAAGAGGUAGAAUUCCAGACAAAGUAAUGUAUUACACAGGAUAGUUGUAAAUACAAUUGUGCAUGAUCCAGACAGUGCUCCAGAAAUUAGUUAGUUUAAUAAAUAACAGCUGACCAUUGCA
Molecule: messenger RNA, 1525 nt
Organism: Mauremys reevesii (Reeves's turtle)
Lineage: Eukaryota; Metazoa; Chordata; Testudines; Geoemydidae
Gene: ADPRM
Product: ADP-ribose/CDP-alcohol diphosphatase, manganese dependent
Exons: 4
Coding region: 282-1448 (388 amino acids)
Molecular function (GO): ADP-ribose diphosphatase activity; CDP-glycerol diphosphatase activity; 2',3'-cyclic-nucleotide 2'-phosphodiesterase activity
Source: RefSeq, a predicted model, not a curated record